CCAAAACAACAAAUUUAUCAAUCAAAAUGAAGCACAUUGCUGCCUACCUUCUUUUGCAAUUGGGUGGUAAGGAAUCCCCUUCCGCCGCUGACAUCAAGACUUUGUUGGACUCCGUUAGCAUCAGCGCUGAUGAUGAACGCCUCGACAAACUCAUCUCUGAAUUGGAAGGCAAGAACAUCAACGACUUGAUCACUGAAGGUUCCGAAAAACUUGCUUCCGUCCCAUCCGGUGGUGGUGCUGCAGCUCCUGCUGCCGCUGCCGCUGCUGGUGGUGCCGCCCCUGCUGCCGAAGAGAAGAAGGAGGAGAAGAAGGAAGAAGAGAAGGAAGAAUCCGACGAUGACAUGGGUUUCGGUCUUUUCGACUAAACGUAUUAUCGAAUUGCACUUUGACACUCUACGAUAUUUACCGACAAAGACCAUUAAAUUUGUCGAGCAUUCGUUCAAAAAUGCAUUCGGUUCAAAAUCAUCUUUUGCUUUCUCAACAUGUACUUCAACUCAUAUGCUGUUAUAGUAGUAUGCUUCUCACCUCGG
Molecule: messenger RNA, 530 nt
Organism: Meira miltonrushii
Lineage: Eukaryota; Fungi; Basidiomycota; Exobasidiomycetes; Exobasidiales; Brachybasidiaceae
Product: ribosomal protein 60S
Exons: 2
Coding region: 27-365 (112 amino acids)
Biological process (GO): cytoplasmic translational elongation
Cellular component (GO): cytosolic large ribosomal subunit; ribosome
Molecular function (GO): structural constituent of ribosome
Source: RefSeq, a predicted model, not a curated record